GUGUAGAGCUGGAUGAACACAGUUGGCCAAGCAGCAUCAGAGGAGCAGGAAAGCUGACGUUCCUUCUGAAGGGUCUUCUUCUCUUGUGGAUCUCAAUGACUGGUAUGUUCAAUUUGAGGAGAGCUGGAACUUCCUUUGUGAAACCCACCCCUAGGAUCUUGUCGAGUUUUUCAGCCUGUUGGACAGGAAGGGACGGAGGGACCCUCGGGGAGCAGUGAGGACCAGCGAGAGGCCUCUCGGAGGAGGUGUGAAUGAGGGGCGGGGAGGGGGGCCGAUGCUGGUCUUCCGCUCAUGCUCCUUGAACAUGUCCUCUGAUGAGCUCUGGUGCGUGGACUGUGGGAAAUGCCUGCCAGGGGAGUGUAGGAUACAUGGACCGUUGAUCAAGGUGAAAGACAGGACCAUUCCCAGCCGUGCCAGGCUGACUCUUCCACAUUACCUUGCCCUCCGAGUGUUGGAGAUGCCAGCUGUCAACAAACACAUCCUUGGUGUAUUUGCUAAGAAGGUGAUCCAGAAGAGGACACAGUUUGGACCAUACGUGGGGCAGCUUUCAACCAGUCUCACUAACAGUGAUGACAACAGGCUUGUGUUCCAGGUUUUAAAGGAUGGAGUGAAAUAUUUCCUGAACAACCCAGACGAAGAGUCUGGUAACUGGAUGAUGUUUGUCCGCCCUGCAAGGAACCUCGAGGAGCAAACCCUCGUUGCGUAUCAGCACCGGGGAGAGGUGUACUUCACCACUGUAAAGAAUGUCCAACCGCAUGUGGAGCUGAAAGUCUGGUAUGCAGCAGAUUACGCCAAAUUCAUAGAAGCUCCUUUGGUGGUUAUCAAGCAGGAGCCUGGACUCUGCACAUCUCCUGCUGCAAUAGAGGCUGCCAAUCGGUGGAAAUGCUCCAGCUGUUGCCGUGUGUUCAGCUCCUCCAGUUUGCUGGAGUCGCAUCCCUGUAGCAGUUCAGGCCAAGGGAGCGUGAGGGGAUUGGCUGACACUGGGUGCCUGGGGUCAGAUUACAGGGCUGCUCGCUGGAAAGCAGGCAUUUCUGUCCCGGAUGGUCAGGGUGAGUGGACGCUGGGUCUGAAUGUGCUGCAGCAAGAUGGACAGUCAGACACAGACAAGGAGGGACAAGAAAUGCAGAAGCACUUUCCCUGUCCAUUGUGUAAGAAGAUCUUCCUCAGUGCUGACAAGCUGACCGCUCACUCCUGUUCUCAUAGCAGAGAACGUCCACAUGUCUGCUCGCAUCAUGAGUGUGCGAAAGCUUUCAUCUCCAAAUACAAACUGAUCAGACACAUGGCCACUCACUGUCCUCAGAAGCCUCACCGAUGUUCGCACUGUGAGAAGAUGUUCCAUCGGAAGGACCACCUCAAGAACCAUCUUCAGACUCACAACCCUAACAAGACUCUCUUCAGGUGUGGUGAGUGCGGCAAGAGGUAUAACACCAAGCUGGGUUACAGGCGGCACCUGGCAUGGCACACGGCCGCCAGCGGUGACCUGACAUGCGGAGUGUGUGCCUGUGAGUUUGGACGGUCAGACCAGCUCCUGGAACAUCUGAAGGGUCAUGCGGGCAAACUGACCAGCAGUGCCCGGGAGAAGCGACAUGCGUGCGAUCGCUGUGAGCGCCGUUUCUACACCCGCAAGGACGUCAAACGGCACACAGUGGUCCACACGGGGCGCAAGGACUUCGUCUGCCAAUUCUGUUCACAGCGCUUCGGCCGGAAGGACCACUUGACGAGGCACACCAAGAAAAGCCACGCCCAGGAGCUGCUGAAGGGGCGGUCAGAGGCUGACAGAUUGGCAGUGCCAAUGAAUGAUGCCUCCUCCAUCUCCUUAAAGGAGGAGAUUGCCAGUGCCUGGCCUGAUCCUGUUGACGAGCUGGAGCAGAAGGGCAAUGCCAGCAUGAGCAAUGAAUUCUAUGCCCAUCCGUUACCAUUCAGCCAGCACACAAGGAAGACUCGCCACAUGGUGCCCGGCUCACUGGGGACAAGGUGGAGCUUCAUGGAGAUGCCAUCUCCGAUACUUUCUCCUCCCGCACCACAUCCUCCAAGCCAAUGUAUACAACACCCCCGAUACCAACUCAACACUCCCUCCUAUAGCCCCUUGCACAGCAAAAACCAGUCAACAAAGAAUGGCAUGAGGAGUUACAAUCUGAGUUUGCCAGGAGAUCUACCUGGUCUUGAAUCCCAAUCAGUGCCCACCAAGGAAGACUCGGACGUUGGCCUGGAAACUUUGACGGUCUCCCUCGCCACCACAGACUGUGACAGCACGAUGCACAAAAACAUCAAGCCCUUGAAUGUGAAUUCCACUGACAUCUCCCGUUUGCUUGGACUCUCGCCUCCUGGUACCACUGGCCAGCCUUCAGGUGGUGAUGCGGUGCUGUCGUACAGGCAAGGGGAGAUUGGGCAGAGGGUCGGCCCCCUCCUCGAGCAGCAGCAGACGGCGCGGGAAGGGAGUGCUCCCAUAACAAGUUUGAACUUGAACCAGCUUCAACAAGUCGCGCCAACCUUCUCCUCUAUGCUAGCACCGACUCCAUUGCCCUGCUUUCACCAAAUCUUUCAGUAAUCCCCUGGUGCCCUUCAUUCUAUCGAGGAGCCACAGGCAACAGAGCAUUGAGAAGCAAAUUAGAAAGUGUCAAGAUGCCAAUGUUGAAUUUUAACAAUUUUUAAAAUAGAUUUUAUAUGUAUUUAUGUAAAUAAAUUGUUUUCUACCAAUGUCAGGCUAUGAAAUCUCCACGCCUGUAGAUAAAAGUACUUCCACGUGUAAUCAGUUUUCAGUGUGUAUUACAACUUAUUUUGGAAGCUUAUCUUUCUGUACUAAUUCAAUUCAAUCAAUUUCAAACUGAGGGGAAUAUGAAGAAUUACACAGUUUUUACAUUGCAGAUGGUGGCCAUUUGGCCCAUCAUUCUAUGCACUAACUCUUGAAAUGGGCAGCCCACUUAGUGUCGCUCCCUCAUCUCCCCGUAACCCUGCACGUGGCAAUGAUCCCAUUUCCUUUUCAAUGUUUCAAAUGAACUUGCUUCAAUUGUGCUGUUAGGCAGUGUGUUCCAUUCUCUGUAUGAAAAUGAUCUUCCUCAUAUUGCUUUUGCUACCUUUACUGAUUAAUUUAAACCUGUGCCCCUUCAUUCACAAUACUUUCACAUGAGUUAAAUAUUUGAAGGGGAAAGAAAUUAGCUGACCAGUGGUUGACUGGCAAGGGAGUGGACUGGCUUGAAUAAUUUUACCAAAGAGCUAGUAUGGAUACAAGGGGAAGAAUGACCUCCCUCUGUGCUUGCUGAUUCUAGCUUUAAAAUUAGCAAUAAGUUAUCAGGCAGCAAAUCAGUUUUGUGUGAAUCAACCAACACUUCUCCACCAAAGAGGGAUAUUUGUUCCAAUGGCAGAUUUCAAAAUUGAGAUUGAUCCAUUUUUUUUUGUGAAGAUAAGAAGGGAUUGGAAGGAAGGGACUGAGUGGAGUUGAGAUGCAGAUAGCCAUGAUCUGAUUGAAUGGUGGAGAUGCCUCAAGGGCUGAAUGGCCUCCUCCAGUUCACUUCGCAAGUAUUGACACAUUUCCGGAGACUCCCACAAUUAAAUUCCCAUUUGUAACUCGCACCUGGAUGAUAUUUCAUCUACAAAAAUUUGUACAGGUCAUUUAGGUUUUAACUUGUAACUUAUUUUCAGUUAACCAGUAUUCCAUCCAAACCCACCAAUUAGACUCCAAUCUGAUACUCACUCCCAGAUAUCUGUUAUUCCAUAUAUAAACUAACCCAAACCCCCUGGUUAGAUUCCAGUCUAAUACUCACUCCCAGGUAUCUGAUAUUCCAUAUAUAAACUAACCCAAACCCCCUGGUUAGAUUCCAGUCUAAUACUCACUCUUGGGUAUUUGUUAUUCUAUAUAUAAAGCAACCCAGAAUCUAUCCACUAAAUUCCAGUCUGUAGCUCACUCCUGGGUAUCUGUUAUCUUAUAUAUAAAUGCCCCAAACCUCUUGACUAGAUUCUAGUCUGUAAUUCACUCCCAGGUAUCUGUUAUUCUCUAUACAAACCCCUACAAUCCUUAAUUAGAUACGAGCCAGUAAUUCAAUUCUGGGUAUCUGUUGUUCUACCCCUGAACCCUCAAUUACAUUCCAGUCUGUAACUCAUUCCAUGAUAUUUGAUAUUCUAUGUAUAAACCCCUUUGAACCCAUCAAUUAGAUUAUUGAUUAAUCCUCAAUCAGCUUUCCUCAGUUCUGCUUCCCUUGAUGGCCAGUUUUGAUUCCCAUUUAGGUUUUUUUUCCCUAAUCUCUCUUUAAGAAAGAUGAGUUUUAAAAACUGGGGUGAACGCAAAUAUUCAGUAAGGUUUUACUUUUUAAAAGAUGUUUAUAUUUUUGCUGGAA
Stegostoma tigrinum is the source of this 4331-nucleotide messenger RNA. RefSeq names its product zinc finger protein PLAG1-like. Lineage: Eukaryota; Metazoa; Chordata; Chondrichthyes; Orectolobiformes; Stegostomatidae. Gene Ontology annotation, cellular component: cytoplasm; nucleus. The record is from RefSeq and is a predicted model, not a curated record. The transcript is spliced from 9 exons. Gene Ontology annotation, molecular function: histone deacetylase binding; RNA polymerase II cis-regulatory region sequence-specific DNA binding; DNA-binding transcription factor activity. Gene Ontology annotation, biological process: regulation of transcription by RNA polymerase II; cell fate commitment. Bases 275 to 2548 code for a protein of 757 amino acids.